Molecule: messenger RNA, 1379 nt
Organism: Anastrepha ludens (Mexican fruit fly)
Lineage: Eukaryota; Metazoa; Arthropoda; Insecta; Diptera; Tephritidae
Gene: Tina-1
Product: troponin C-akin-1 protein
Exons: 3
Coding region: 342-842 (166 amino acids)
Molecular function (GO): gamma-glutamylaminecyclotransferase activity
Source: RefSeq, a predicted model, not a curated record
UUUGAAAUUCAGUUGAAGUUUUGCUCUCCAACGAUACGCAUCGUUUGCCUUCUCCGUUGGAGCUCGUUCAGUUUUUUUGCGUCGAGAAUAUUUCAAGUGCAUUGCAUUGCCGACCAGCACCCAUUCCCAACACUUGAUCACAUAAGAGGAUUUUUUACAUAAAAAACAACAAUCGCAACAACUGAAAACAAUAAGAAAAUAUUUAUUUUUAAAUAUUUAUCUUUUGGAUAAUACAGCGCAAAAGUUGAGGGUUAACAGCCUGGCGGAGCAGUUUUUGCUGAAUUUGUAAAUUUUUUAUUGUAUUUUAAAAAGCUCUACGUGUGACAAAAGCAACAACAACAAUGACUAACAUCAGGAAAGCCGCUUCUUCUCUGCAAAAACUCUUCGUUUGCGGCGCCUUGAAGUAUGGCCAGCCUGGUCAUUCCAUACUCGCCAACUCCGGCAAUGGUUAUGCGAAAUACUGGUGCCGCGCCACAACCACUGAGAAGCUGCCCCUUGUGAUAGCCACACGCUACAACAUUCCCUUCCUCUUGAACAAGCCUGGCAUUGGCAACUAUGUGGUGGGUGAGAUUUACGAAGUAGAUGAUAGGAUGCUCACAUCGCUGGAUAACUUAGAGGAUUGCCAGGAUAUAUUCAAAAGGGAAGUGCAGGACAUGAACAUUGGUGUGGGUGAGGGCACCGUUCCCUGCUGGGUGUAUUUGUUGCAAAAAUAUCCCGAAAAACUGCUCUCACUGCCAUAUCUGUCCAGAUAUGAGAACAGCGCCGCACACCCAUAUGUAAUGCGCAAUCAUCGCACACACAAGCAUCCACCCCAAGAGGAUCUCGCCUACACUGCCGCCUAACAACUGUACUAAGAAGCACAAUAAACAAUUUAUAGUUAGGUGCAUACAUACAUAUACAUGUAUGUAUGUAUGUACAUAUAGAGCCUGCUCAUUAAACAUUUGACCAAUUGAGUGAUUAGCAUUUACUUACUGUGAACUUGUAUUACAUGGAAUGCUUGGGUCCACUAUUUUUUCUCGGCGAGUAGAGAAGAUCUAGGAAGGCAGAGGAGCAACUUAUGAAAAUUCUAAUGUCGAUAUUUAGCCGAACCAUAGUGGGAGUAGUCUUUAGUUUUAGCCAUAUAAAAUGUAUUGUACGUUUGUGUGUAUGUACUUAUGUAUGUAUGCACAGCCGUACAAGCACUAAAAGAUACCGAUCGUCUGGUCUUCAUAUGUAAUGUUGCCUAAAAUCUUUUAAGUGAAAAACAAAAACAAAAAACAAAAAAAAUUAUGCAUAUUAUGAAACAAUAAUUUUAAGCUACAUAUUUUUGUGAAUAAACUGUUUGAUAAGAAAUAUAUGGAAAACAAGAUUAUGGAAAAUAUAUGAACGUUUUUGGAAAA